UUGACCGUCGUCCGCCCGCACGAUCUCUGAUUCGCUUUGUAAAAUUCAACUUCGUCUUCUUCUUUCUUCCUUCAUCCGCCAUUUUCGCAUUUUCAGUCUCUUUCAGCUCUCUCACAGACACCCAUUACUCUCUCACUCACUCACUCACUGCUAUCACAAUUUCAUGCAAUUUCUCUUCCCUUUCUCUUUACUCUCAUUACUGCUCUUCUUCUACGCUCUCUAUUGCCCUCUAUUCCUGAUUUACAGCUUCAGAUCCUUUUGUUCUCAAUCCCACAGCUGGGCCGCCGUUUGUCGCCCCCCAAUUCCUCUUUAUGCGUGAAUAACCCUUCUCUAGUCUCUACUACCGAUACCCACAAGAGGAGUGUAUCAGUGUUCCUUUUUCUACGCCUCGUUUCUCGCUUUGAUCUUCUCGGCAUCAUUCCCCUGUUUCGUGGGAUGUUUUUGGGUUGGUGUUUAUGAUAAUUAAUAUCUCUAUUUAUGCGUCGUCGUCGCCUUCAUUCACUUUGUGAUUCUUUAUUCGCGCUGCGCUUCUGAAUGGAUGCUAAAGUGGGUUCUAGACUUGGUAUUUUGGAUUAUUUAUUUUCAAGAAGUAGACACUGUCCUAAUAGACAGAGAGAUUGCUGCUUACGGGUUCUUCUUCUAACUUCUUGGUCAUAGCUUGCCUCGAGUGGCAUAAUAGUUUUGAGUAAUCUAGAGUUAAAUUAACUUCUGCUACAUGGCCAUGAAGAAGCUACUGGUUGAUCGCCAUCAGAGUGUUUUUACGGCCUCUGUUGGGAAGAAAUCAAAUAUUGGUGCUCUCUGUCAUAUUGCAAUUUUUAUAGGCAAAUUGGACCUUUUCAAUUCAAUCUAUGGAACUUAUUGGUCCAAGGAGAGUGAAUAAAAAGAAUCACCUAAUUCGAGAGAAUGGUGAUUGUCUUUUAUCAAAUAUAGGUGAUCUUGAUCCGUGGACUGCAUGGGCUUAUAAACCACGUACUGUUUCCUUGUUGCUUGUUGGCGCCGGCUUUCUUAUCACCAUGGUCUUCGACAUUUAUAGUUUUGGGUUGGAUUCUAACACUUUGGAUAGGGAGAAUAAAGGGCGGGCAUUAGAGACUCUAUUUCCUCAUGCAUGCUGGGCCAGUGGAGCUCUAGAUCCUGAAUGCACUGCAUCAAGUGAUCUUGUUGCAUCUGUUAAAAGGGGUGUGUGGGCAAUGAUCGCCGUUUUCCUUGCAUAUUGCUUGCUUCAAGCCCCUUCUACGAUUCUUAUUAGGCCACAUCCAGCAGUAUGGCGCCUAGUUCACGGCUUGGCUGUCAUUUAUCUAGUAGCACUCACAUUUUUACUUUUCCAGAAGCGUGACGAUGCUCGGGAAUUCAUGAAAUUUCUCCAUCCUGAUCUAGGCUUUGAGCUUCCUGAGAGAUCAUAUGGUACUGAUUGUCGUAUACUUGUUCCUGAAAAUCCCACAAGCAGAUUUAAGAAUGUCUAUGAAACAUUGUUUGAUGAAUUUGUUCCUGCUCACAUUAUCGGAUGGUGGGGUAAGGCUAUAUUAAUCCGUAACCAGCCUCUUCUCUGGGUACUAUCAAUUGGGUUUGAGUUAAUGGAGCUUACCUUCCGCCAUAUGCUACCCAACUUCAACGAGUGCUGGUGGGACAGUAUUAUUCUUGACAUUUUUAUUUGCAAUUGGUUUGGAAUAUGGGCUGGAAUGCGUACUGUCAGAUACUUCGAUGGGAAAACAUACAAGUGGGUUGGUCUAAGUCGACAGCCUAAUAUUAUUGGAAAAUCUUAUUUCCAGGUGAAACGGACCUUGGGACAGUUUACUCCAGCACAGUGGGAUAAAGAUGAGUGGCAUCCCUUACUUGGUCCAUGGCGUUUCAUACAAGUUCUUGCUCUUUGUAUUGUCUUCUUGACCGUGGAGCUUAACACAUUCUUUUUGAAGUACUGUCUGUGGGUUCCUCCCAGAAACCCUGUAAUAGUUUACAGAUUGGUUUUAUGGUGGCUCAUCGCCAUACCAACAAUUCGCGAGUACAACGUUUACCUUCAAGACAGGAAACCUGUAAAAAAAAUUGGAGCAUUUUGUUGGCUCUCCCUGGCCAUUUGCGUUAUUGAGCUUCUGAUUUGUGUCAAGUUUGGACAUGGCCUAUAUCCAAAGCCAAUGCCACUUUGGCUGGUGCGCUUUUGGAUAUCUGUUGGAUUCUCCCUUGUAUUAUUCCUGCUUAUUUGGACCUGGCAACUUCACCAAUGUGUGAGGAAAAAGUGGCAAUAAUUUUUGUUCAUUUCUUCAUUUAUUCAUAGGAAAAAAGAGAGAUUUUUUUUUUUUUUGGUUUUUUUUUAAUCAUGGGACUCCCGUUCAUAAUGUAAGAUUUUUAAUGUAUUUUGUAGAUAGCAUCAGGUUUUCCAUUAGAGACUACAAAAUCUUCGGGAGAUUUUUCUUUGGGGAGAGAAGAAUGUAUUGAUUAUCCACCAAAAUGGUGUAAUAUCUUUUUACUUUUUAUA
Messenger RNA from Momordica charantia (bitter melon), 2467 nucleotides. RefSeq names its product CDP-diacylglycerol--serine O-phosphatidyltransferase 1. Gene Ontology annotation, biological process: phosphatidylserine biosynthetic process. The record is from RefSeq and is a predicted model, not a curated record. Gene Ontology annotation, molecular function: L-serine-phosphatidylethanolamine phosphatidyltransferase activity. NCBI's taxonomy places the organism in Eukaryota, Viridiplantae, Streptophyta, Magnoliopsida, Cucurbitales, Cucurbitaceae.